GUACGAGCGGGGAGGAUGAGUAGGGUGCGUUGGGAGCGGGGUGCGCGGGGAGCCAGGCCAGGAAGGUCCUCGGGGUGGACGUGCCGGGAGGAGGGUGCGCUGGGUGGAUAUGCGGUUAGCCGUGCCACGAGGUUGCGCGCCGGGAGGGUGCACUUCCUCCCGUCCGCCCACAGCCGGUCUUUCUCCGGCGUCCCCGGCCUCCGGUGGCGCACAGCGAUGUGUCUGUCGAUCUCCAGGCGAGGAUCCACCUGGUGGAGACGAUGCGAUGGGGGCGCAGCAGGUGGUUCAGGCCCACGGUCCGGGACUCAGCCCACCAGAAUUCCUCAGAAUCCAGGCCAAACUUACAUUUCCAGGGGCUCAAACCAGAGAGAUGAGGGUCCUGCCUCAGCUGGGAGAAUGGCCUCCUCAGUGGCCGAAACAAAGGAACUUGAAAAUCAUAGUGACUGCUGCGUAAAACUUUGCAAUCCAAAUGUAGCAACCAUGAAAGAAGAUGUCCUCUACCAUUUUAACCUCAGCACCGCCACACAUGAUUUCCCAGCCAUGUUUGGGGACGUGAAGUUUGUGUGUGUUGGUGGAAGCCCUUCCCGGAUGAAAGCCUUCAUCAGAUACGUGGCCUCAGAGCUGGGCCUUGACCGCCCAGGAAUGGACUAUCCCAACAUCUGUGCAGGGACAGACCGCUACGCCAUGUUUAAAGUGGGACCUGUGCUGUCUGUCAGUCAUGGUAUGGGCAUUCCUUCCAUUGCGAUCAUGCUGCACGAGCUCAUCAAGCUGCUGUACCAUGCCCGGUGCUCCGGCGUCACCGUCAUCCGCAUCGGCACCUCUGGUGGGAUAGGUCUGGAGCCUGGCUCUGUGGUGAUUACCCGGCAGGCAGUGGAUGCCUGCUUCAAGCCAGAGUUCGAGCAGGUGGUCCUGGGGAAGCGAGUUAUUCGGAGCACGGACCUCGAUGAGCAGCUCGUGCAGGAGCUGACACAGUGCUCUGCAGACCUGAGUGAAUUCACCACGGUCGUGGGAAACACCAUGUGCACCCUGGACUUCUAUGAAGGGCAAGGCCGCCUAGACGGCGCUCUCUGCUUCUACACGGAGAAGGACAAGCAGGAGUAUUUGAAGGCGGCCUACGCAGCUGGCAUCCGGAACAUUGAGAUGGAGUCCUCAGUCUUUGCUGCCAUGUGCAGUGCGUGUGGCCUCCGAGCGGCUGUGGUGUGUGUCACUCUCCUCGACCGCCUGAAAGGGGACCAGAUCAGCAGCCCUCACGAGGUGCUCGCCGAGUACCAGCAGCGGCCUCAGCGGCUCGUGGGCCACUUCAUCAAGAAAUGCCUCUCGGCGCCUGACGUCCCCUGAGCCUCAAAGGGGAGUGUUGUAAUUGGUGCAAAUAAAAUCAUUGUCAGAAUCUCC
Messenger RNA from Equus quagga, 1392 nucleotides. RefSeq names its product uridine phosphorylase 1 (gene UPP1). Gene Ontology annotation, molecular function: uridine phosphorylase activity. Bases 16 to 1338 code for a protein of 440 amino acids. The record is from RefSeq and is a predicted model, not a curated record. Gene Ontology annotation, cellular component: cytoplasm; cytosol. The transcript is spliced from 9 exons. Gene Ontology annotation, biological process: uridine catabolic process; nucleotide catabolic process. NCBI's taxonomy places the organism in Eukaryota, Metazoa, Chordata, Mammalia, Perissodactyla, Equidae.